This is a messenger RNA of Cyclocybe aegerita, 963 nucleotides long. The record is from the annotation of a GenBank genome assembly. Lineage: Eukaryota; Fungi; Basidiomycota; Agaricomycetes; Agaricales; Hemipholiotaceae.
AUGGCCAACAUGAACAAUUCGCCAAUAACGCAGGUGUCGCAGACCCCAGCGCACACCAACCUGCAGCCUCAGCUGCUGACGAGGCUGUUCCUCGACCUCCGUGGCAGGCGCUUCGAGGUUGACCGCGAGACGAUCAUGAACCUUCCCGAAUCCGUUCUCCUUUGCCUCUUCCCCAACGGCCUCGUGCUAAGUCGGCAAAGCGUAGCUCUAUCAGAUGGAGGGGGUGAUGACGAUGAGGAGGAGGUGUAUGGUGUUGAUUUCGAGCCUGACUGCUUCCAAUUCGUUCUCACGUUCUUCCGCAACGCUUCGGAUAACUUCUAUGGGACCACAACAAACCCUGGGCUACUUACCGCUCAGCAACACCUUCUGGAUUCGGCUUCUAAUGAAUUUGGCCAUACCACUUCACAAAACCCUUUGCUCUCGAAACAGGCUAUUAUUGUCCUUCGUGAAGAGCUAGAAUACUUCUCCAUACCUCCCAACGACAGCAACGCAGCGACAGAUCAGAACGGCAUGGCGAAUGAUAAUCUAUUAGACAUCAAACGCAGGUCGGGCGACUAUCUCAUCGAGAAACGCAAUAUCUUCACGGCACUGCAACGAAACGUGAACAAAGAGAACAACGUGGCCGAACAGCAUUUGAUCGAUAUGUUGUGCAUGAGUGGGUUUGACCGUGAGGAUGAAUGGGGUUUCCGGGCCCUGGAGCCGUCGCGUUGUUGUAUAUCGUCGAUAGCGCUUGUUCUGUUGAAAACCGGCAUCAUACACCAUCCAAAUGGAGAGAAACCAGUGGAAAUUGACGCAACACAAAUGGCCACCGCGCAGAAGCUCCUCUUGUUCUGGAGAAAACCGGCGCGGAAGUGCUGGUGGGAUGGGCUGGAUGUCGAUUUGCCAGCCGCUAACGACAAACCAGCCAUGACAGUGAAGCUAUGGGCGCGCCGAGUUUGGACGCUUGAACUAAGCCUUGUGUAA